Molecule: messenger RNA, 1029 nt
Organism: Vanderwaltozyma polyspora DSM 70294
Lineage: Eukaryota; Fungi; Ascomycota; Saccharomycetes; Saccharomycetales; Saccharomycetaceae
Exons: 1
Coding region: 1-1029 (342 amino acids)
Molecular function (GO): zinc ion binding; glutaminyl-peptide cyclotransferase activity
Source: RefSeq, a predicted model, not a curated record
AUGAUUUUUAAUAGAUCAGUAACAUUUCUGAUAUUUUUCUUUUUAAUUAAUAACAUAUCUUGUUAUGGGGAUUUAUUCUUCAUGGAUUACCAUGAACGUAAUCUACCGAUUGAAUUGUCAAUAACAAAUAAUUCACAAGAUAAUCUAAUUCUCCCAUUUAAUAAGACAAGAGUAAUAGGUAGUAAAAAUCAUAAAGAAGUUCAAAACUUUAUAAUAGACCAUUUUACUAAUACUCUUUCACGUAAAUGGGUAUUUGAAGAAGAUUCAUUUGAAGCAAAUAAUCAUAAUUUCACAAAUUUAAUAUUUACUUUAAAUAAACCUAAUGUCAGUAAAUAUAUUGUCAUUGGUGCUCAUUAUGAUUCAAAGAUUUUACCAAAAAAGGAGUACAUUGGCGCUGUCGACAGUGCUGCCACAUGUGGUAUUCUAUUAUAUGUCUCUAAAUUUUUGGAUAGAAUACUUACAGAAGAAUCAGACUCCCUUGCCUCAAGGUUAAUUAAUGAAUCUAAUUUUGGUUUAAAAAUUGUUUUCUUUGAUGGUAAAGAAUCAAUCAAACAAUGGUCACCAGAAGAUUCAUCUUAUGGUGCAAAGCAUUUAGCUGAAAUAUGGGAAGAACAGGGAAUCAAUGAUAAGAUUGAACUAUUUAUUGUCGCCAAUUUAUUAGGUGGACCUGAACAAAAGGAUGGUGUUACUAGUCACUUCAUUAACACUUUAGGAUAUUUGAAAAUGCUGGAAGAUGUCGAAACCGUUUAUAAUAGUAUAGAUUUGAACAAUAUUGAUAACAUAAACAUGAGACUAAGAAAGAAACAGGUAAUCUCAAGGUCAAAGUCUUUUAUGACUGCACAAAAAUAUACGGUCAAAGAUGAUCAUAUUGAAUUUUUAAAGUAUAAUGUACCAAUGUUAUACACUGCUCCAUUACCUUAUCCACGUCACUGGCACAGAGUUUCAGAUACAUUUGAAAAUUUAUCACAACAACAAGUAUAUAGAUGGGGGAUCCUUCUUUCUGAUUACAUGAUUCGUUUGUUGCUGUAA